AUGUCGGCACAUGGUAAGACCAAGGGUCCAACCGCCGCGCCGACCCGUACCGCGACUCCCAACACGUCGCAGCGCCUAAAACCAGCAAAGAUCGAUAAGUGGGUGAACUACGUUAAUGAAAAAUGUGGCCUAGGCAUCAAGCCUCGCGGAGUGGACUGGUCACCAAGCAAAUCGAGUCCAAACGACCUACGCAACAAGAUUUACGGGCGCAUGAAGUUUCUAGUUUACAAAAACGAGCCAGGUCUCGAACGGGCGAUUGACGACUUCAGCCUCCGUGCAUCGACCUUGCAACUCAAAGAGCAGUUGGCUCUUUUCUACAAGUUACUGUCUGGUGUGCCAAAUGUGGAUGCAGCGGCCUCCAAGGACAGCACCCAGGAGAUCGGCCGUCCUAGAAGCCUUGCGUCCUCCUUCCGCGAAGCAGCCAGUACAUCGCAGCCUCUCCAUCCACUGCGUACCGAUCGACGAGAUGAACGGGAGUCACGGGAGUCGUACAUGACUGCCAUAGAUCCAGGAUCACCCACAGACGAGGACACCGGCGAUGAGAUGAACCAAAGCCAUAAGGGACGCUCACCGUCACUUUCACCAUCACCAUCUUCCAGAUCAGCGCAUAAAUUGCCCCAGGCAAGUAAACAUGUCUCUUUCAGGAUGACGAGAAAACGACCCUUGGAGGAUUCUGAUGGUUCUGAGAAUCCGAAAAAGUUGACAAAAGCCCUGAAAGGAAAGCAGAUCUCCAAAGCAUUCACCUCAUCGCGUACUGCGCAGUCAGAAUUCAAGAGACCAGCUCGCGAAAUGGCUCCUUCUUUUCGGGCAGACGCUGAUGAACCACCCUCCUCAGCAAACACGUCCUUCAAUACCACCACUUUCUCAUCACAGGAGACCGCGAAUACCGUAGCAACUUCUUUCACAUCAAACAACAGCGACGUCAAUGUCUAUGAGAAAUACAUCUCAAAACCAAGAUUGAGCAGGACAAGCUCCACUACAAUGGGCUCGUUGAACGAUGAUGACCUCCUUCAGGCAGCAACCCAAUCUGACAGAGUUCCGGACUACAGAUUGUUCGAGCAGGAUAUCCAAAGAGACCUCAACGAAUCCUUCUCUCAAGGGAGCAGCGGUCAGACGCGAUCUACCUUUGGCUCUGUAGAUGAAGACGGACUUCUCAAUGCGUCGUUUGAAGUUGAAAAUGCGCAACUUGUAUCAGAUCCAACUCCGUGCGUCAAAGCCCCAGAACCCGAGGUUCCUACAAAGAUGUCAUACGAUAUUCGCGAUAUUCCCAAACAAAAUCUCUUUGUGGAAGACGACCCAAAGGUAUCAGGAGGCCUUCCCUAUUACAUUUUGUUUAUUUGCCUACGCAUUGCACUAGAAUCCGAUGUUUCUUUGCAAACGAUAACAAAUCUUGUUUCCCAGCCAAACAUCUACUCUAAUAGAGAUGAAUUCUGGAAAAGAAUAAAUGCCUACCUCCGGAGCGUGUCCAAACCUGCUAUCGAACCACGAGAUCCCGACCGCCUCUGGCAGGCAGAGAAACGGCGAUUCGAUGGCUACACAUUCAAGGGCAACUUGACGAUUAACGCCAAACAAAACGGCCCAGUUAUGUGUCUUAAGCUGUCCCCGGUACUAGCGGAUAGGUCGUGUCGAUUGCAGCGAAUGUUUGGUUCAGACCGCUUUCUUUACCUGGACCUGCCAAAAUUCGACGUAGGCAAAACUGGACGCUUCGACAAAAAGCAAAUGCAACAAAUCCGGAAGCAGUUGAUAGAAUGGUUGAAGGAAGAGCAUUCAUUUCUUGGCCGCAAGUGGAGGGCGUUCCACAUCGACACCUUGAAAAAGGGCAAGGGCACUCGUCGGAGCGAUGCAAUGCAUGAUAAGAGGAUAGUUCUUUUUGCAACCCAAGGCAUUGGUAUUGAGGAACCUUGUACAAUCCAUCGGAUGCUGAACAAGUUCUUGCCCCUGGCCCUAAACAGAGACCAGCCCAUUUGCAAAGCCUUUGCUCGCAUCGACCUUGGCCUCUCUCGGACCAUACCUACCCUUGUCUUCAGCCCGGAACAGAUUGAAUUUGUACACGACAAGCUAAGUACAGACGACUUGGAAGACACACAGUUCGACGACCGGAAACUGGACUGGCCUACACCCCCCGAAGGAACUGUGAUGGACGAUGGAUGCUGCGUUAUAUCAGUGGGCGCAGCGAUAGAGAUAUGGAGGCUCAUCAAGGAAGCCACUGGGGCUCAUGCCCCCAUGCCCAGUGCUUUCCAAGGACGUAUUGGUGGUGCUAAAGGACUCUGGAUAAUUAGUGCAGAGCCAUUCACCAAGGAUCCCUACCAUCUGGGGCGCUGGAUCAAGAUCAACAAGAGCCAACGGAAAUUUAACCCGCCAAACGAUAAUUCAGUUCAUCACCGUACUUUUGAGGUAUCAAACUAUAGCUUACCGCCUUCUCCAUCCGAGCUACACACAUCCUUCAUUCCGAUCUUGGAAGACAGAGGCGUACCAAAGUCGGUGAUCUCCGACUUUGUGCGUAACUGCCUCGAAAAGGAGAGCAUGGAGCUGCUGGAAAUUAUCCGAGACCCCGCAAGAGUGUAUCACUGGGUGUAUCAAAACGGUGCGAAAACGAAACCCGGCGAAGACGCAUCCUGGCAAGGAGGCCAACCUAUAACUCUUGAGGAAAUCAUUCAGCAUCUACUACAAUCUGGAUUCGAGACCUUGAAGUGUCGGUAUCUUGCCCAAUGUCUUAUGCGCUUUAUCGAGGGGAAGCAGAUGUUUCAAGAAGCCAAGUUACGGAUAUCACUUCCACCGUCGACAUUUGUUUAUGGAGUACCGGAUCCGUUUGGGGUUUUAAAGCCGGGAGAGAUUCAUCUGCAGUUUUCGACGCAAGAAUCAUUCAUGGAAAAGAUGACAGAUGAGACAUACCUCCUCCCGAGAGAGACGGAAGUCCUAGUCGCUCGCCAGCCUGCUUGUCGCCCUUCUGAUAUACAGAAGGUACGCAAGAUUGUUCAUCCCGCACUAUCACAUUUGGUAGAUGUAGCUGUCUUUCCGUCGAUAGGCCGCUAUCCGUUGGCUGGUAAAUUGCAGGGAGGCGACUACGACGGUGAUAUAUUCUGGAUAUGCUGGGAGCCCACACUUGUACAGCCGUUCUCCAAUGCUCCUGCGCCAAUCGAGUCUCCAGACCCCUUAGUGCAUGGGAUCUCCACCAUGGCAAAAAAGAUGAUGGAAAUCAUUGACAAGCAGGAUCCAGAAAACGUGGAUAUCUUUCUCAGAGAAGCUUUCGCGUUCCGCGACUACCCUUCAUUUCUCGGCCAAGUCAUCAUCCUUGCAGAAAAACAGGCCUACAAAGAAAACCGCAUCUGGUCUCCAGUGCUCAGCUGGCUCUACAACAUGCACGACCUGCUCGUCGAUGCGUCCAAGCAAGGAUACAUCCUCACGCUCGAGAACUACAAUCGUUUCGUGCGCCAAAAAUGCAAAAACCCCAAACAACCUGCCUACAAAAGGGCGAUUGAGGAUUGCACAAACGCAAAGGGUCCCUCAGACAUGGAGACGCGUCGAAAAAAGGACUACCGCCCCAAUCUCAACAACAUCCUAGACUAUCUAUACUUUACCGUAGUAAGGUUUCAAAACUUCAAGACAAUGGACCAAGUCAUGAAAAUCCUACCCCCAGUCGACGAGCUCGACGAAGCAUUAGUAACGCCAGUCAAUUACUUCAAAGAAAAGCCACAUGACAUAUUCAAACAGGAGUACGCCGCUCUCCGCGCGAAAUUCGAUCCAAUCCGCGCAAUCUGGAACAGGGGAUGGCACCAGAAAAACAACACGAGCUCGGGUUCCUACGCCUUCAUCGACGAAUGCCGCCGCAAAUUCCUCGCCAUCGCGCCCGAAAACCCAGACCAUCCUCGCAUGGAACCGUAUCUGGAACGCUGCUUCCCCUGGCAGCCCUGUGGCUGGGACUCGAUCAAAGCGUCCGCCUUGUACGAAAUGUACCAGCUGCCCCUCGGCAAACCCAGCUUCAUCUUCUCCGUUGCAGGCGAGGAUCUAUGCAGGAUCAAAGCGAGCAGCUGUCCUGGCACAAGAUAUAUCGUCCUGUCUAUCCGCGCGAACUUGAAACCGAAACCUGUCAAGGGCCUUGUGCAGUAUGCAGCUGAUGGCGCUGACGCUGAUGAUGUCUACGACGACGAUGGCUACGACGACGACGACUUUCAUUCUGCGCUUGAAGACCCGGUCUUGGGAUGA
Exserohilum turcica Et28A is the source of this 4203-nucleotide messenger RNA. RefSeq lists its product as uncharacterized. The coding region runs from base 1 to 4203 and encodes 1400 amino acids. Gene Ontology annotation, biological process: siRNA processing. Gene Ontology annotation, molecular function: RNA-directed RNA polymerase activity. Gene Ontology annotation, cellular component: nuclear RNA-directed RNA polymerase complex. The transcript is spliced from 2 exons. NCBI's taxonomy places the organism in Eukaryota, Fungi, Ascomycota, Dothideomycetes, Pleosporales, Pleosporaceae. The record is from RefSeq and is a predicted model, not a curated record.